UUCUAUUUUCUUUGGCAAAAGCCUAAGGCUGAGAUAUGGACCCCAUCUAUACAAAGCCAUUACACUUAUAAAAAGAGGGGUUAGGCCCAAUUCACUCGCAAAUCAUCAAAAACGGUUUGGAGUCAAAGCUCUGAGAAGUUGAUAGUUUAAGGCAUGAAGGGAGAGAUCACAGUCACACCACCAGAAGAGAAAAGCAAUGAGUCCACAGCGCUCGUUGCUGCUCCAAAGGCACUGGGUACAGCGCAGAAUAAAGGUUCACGUGGAUCAGCCGAUAGGGACCUGGCGCUAGCGAAAGUUGAGAAGGAAAAGAAAUUGACAUUCAUAAAGGCAUGGGAAGAAAGUGAAAAGACAAAGGCAGACAACAAGGCACAGAAAAAGAUGUCUAUAGUUACUUCUUGGGAAAACAGCAAGAAGGCUACUAAAGAAGCCGAUUUGCGAAAAACAGAGGAAGGACUGGAGAAGAAGAAGGCAGAACACGGGGAAAAAAUGAAAAACAAGGUAGCAUUGAUUCACAAGCAAGCAGAAGAAAAGAGGGCAGUAAUCCAAGCAAAACGUGGUGAAGAAAUUCUCAAAGCAGAGGAAGUGGCUGCAAAAUACCGCGCUACUGGGUACAUGCCGAAGAAGUUCCUUGGGUGUUUCUGAAAAUUGUUGAUCUUGGAGUGACAAUAAAGCAAUUAUAAUCACUCUCCCAAUGGACCAUCGAAAUUGUUUUUGUCAUUUCAUGCUGUCGGUGUGUGAACAUUGCUGAAAAAGGAAGAUAACCGCCUGUCUGUUUGUACUUUCAUGACAAACGACUUGUUUGCCAUGUGAUAUCUGUAGUCCAUAAAUGGUUGUGAUUGAUCUUUUCCCAUAAUUCCUAUGAAG
Molecule: messenger RNA, 864 nt
Organism: Eucalyptus grandis
Lineage: Eukaryota; Viridiplantae; Streptophyta; Magnoliopsida; Myrtales; Myrtaceae
Product: remorin
Exons: 5
Coding region: 154-642 (162 amino acids)
Source: RefSeq, a predicted model, not a curated record